Drosophila erecta is the source of this 1357-nucleotide messenger RNA. RefSeq lists its product as uncharacterized. The record is from RefSeq and is a predicted model, not a curated record. The coding region runs from base 449 to 1195 and encodes 248 amino acids. NCBI's taxonomy places the organism in Eukaryota, Metazoa, Arthropoda, Insecta, Diptera, Drosophilidae. The transcript is spliced from 2 exons.
UGUUGAUUAAAAAUAAAUGAGUAACUCCAUUUCGGAAAGAUGCAUACUAGAUUGAGCUUUGACCCAGUUUAGAAGAUGCGGAGAUCGAGCUUCCGGUGAUUUGGGGAAAGCUUUCAGGAUGUGCUGGCUGUGCAGGACUGCUUACGAUUAAGCUCGCGUUGGGAGAGCUUUUCGGAAACGUCUUAUGAAAGAUGCAACACCUAAAAGCUCGCAGGCGCAAAGCUUCAGCCGAAAGAGAGGACGAGCUGCAACCCCUUACAGGAUAAUUCUGCGAGACCCCCUUGUGCGGGUACUGGAAUGGGCUUUUCGGAGUCAACAAUAAAAUUUUCAGUCAGCUUUGAGACGCAGCAGCCGCAGCAGCAGCAGCAGCAGCAGUAGCAGCCACCGCUGCAGGAUUUAGCGGUCGGUACAACCAGGAGCAGCAGGAGUAGAGAAUUUUCGCGUCAGGAUGCGGAGUCGCACGGAACUGGUGACCACCACUUUCGAGGAGAGCGACGAGGAGGACUUCAGUCCGGACGAUUCCGACUCCGAGGAGGACUGGCGGCCCACCAAGAAACGUCCCUCCAAGCCAUCUGGCUCCGAUGGCGCCAGGAAGCGGAAAUCGACGGCGGCCACUGCCACUGCCUCCAAGGCCAAGCGCCGGAUGGCCAAGGUGAGCGACGAGGAGUCCGACGAGGAGGAUGACCUAGAAACGGAACCCAGCGACGACGACUUUGACUUCCCGUCGGCCAGCACCUCGAAGCGACCCCAGAGUCUGCCCCCCAAGAAGCAGUUUGUUAAGUUGAAUCAGCUGGACCUGCUGGUGAAAAAGUCCGAUCUUAUGGAAGACGACUGGCUGAAGAACAAUCGCUUGUGUCUGUGGCGCAAGGACGAGCAGACGAAUCUACUCCAAAAGUAUCUGCGGGUCAAGUCCGCUGCCGGGGAGGAGGAGCUGCUCUUCACCUCCAGUUCCGUAUACUCCAGCUGCGAUGAUCAGCAGACGAGCGACUUCAUAGAGGUCAAAGUCAACUGCUUGGAUCCCAACAAUCGGCGCAUUAAACUACACGACCUGGAGGCGGUCAAGAAAAUCUCCGUGGAACUGCAAUCUCAGCGAAAUAGCAAAUCCACAUCUGACAAGGAAGACGAUUCGGAGGCAGAGGCGGAGGAGGAGGAGGAGGAGGCGGAGGAAGCGAAGCCAAAUGAAGCUGAUUCUUAAAGAACUACUAAAUAUACGCAGAACUAACAUUUUCAUUAGUAUUUAGAACUAGUUGGCCAAGUUAGCGUUAAACACCAAAUUUCCCUAUAACAGCUAUGUGAAAACCACUUUAAAUUUAAUUUAGUAAAUUAAAGAAGUAAAUUAAAGAAGAACAUCAAAGAA